This is a messenger RNA of Dimorphilus gyrociliatus, 5505 nucleotides long. The record is from the annotation of a GenBank genome assembly. NCBI's taxonomy places the organism in Eukaryota, Metazoa, Annelida, Polychaeta, Dinophilidae.
ACAUGACCUAACAAAACGUAUCCUAGCAACUGGCACCGAAAGUGUGAUUGUAUACAAUUUUUAUAUUAUUUUGUUAAAGCAGCUGGGAUUAUGUUAUUUUAAAGUAAUAGAGUAAAAUGGAUAGUAUAGGAACAUUUCAAAUUCGUUGGAGUCAGGGAUACGAAGGUGGUAACAUACAGUAUAUCAAUAAGGACACGAUUGUUAUAAAAUGUGGAAAUAAUUUAAAGUUUAUAAGGAAUAAUUCUGGCGAAACAUCUGAGGACAUUUACUCUUGUCCAGGAGGUGGAAUAGGAACUUUUGCAGUUCACAGCCUCAAUAAAGUUUUUGCUGUUUCGAAAUCAUCUAUUAAACCAUCAAUUCUGAUAGUGAAUUAUCCAGAUUUGCAACAAAAGCAUGAAUUAAAAAAUGGAGCCGCCUUAGAGUAUCAAUGCAUGCAAUUCUCAUCCUCCAGUUUCCUUGUAUCAAUUUCUGGAGUACCCGACUUUCAAAUGGUUCUUUGGAAUUAUCAAAAAAGUGAAAAACUAUCAUCCGUCGACUUUGGAACAUCUAGACCAACUAAUUUAUCGUUUGAUCCUACAAAUUGGAGACGAAUGGUUACAACAACUGAAAAGAAUAUUAAAAUGUGGACUGUUGAGCAAUGUGAUUCUGUUUAUAGGAUAUUCGAAAGAAAAUAUAUGCUUCCUGGAGUUGAUGGCUCUCUCCCUCAAGAACAUACUGAUAUAUCAAAACAGAUAUCUAGACCAGACACAUCCGCUAGUUAUGCGGCUUAUAACCCAGUUAUACAAAUGACAAGACGUACUUUAGCAGGCUUAAUUGAUGAUGAAGAUGACGACGAUUUUGAGUUAUACAUGGACGAGGUUGGAAGGGUUUUACCUAUUUCACACGUUUGGACUCCUAAAGGAGAUAUUCUGAUUGGGUGUGAAGGAGGUCAAUUAUUAGAAAUUAAUACAGAAGAUGAAAGCUUAAGAUUUCUCUAUUACCCGGAUUAUUAUAGAGAGUUUGAUGAUGAAGUAGAAGAUCCAGAAAUUGUUGCAAUUCAAAAAGAAACAUCACAGUCUUCGGAAAAUAUUGAAAGAGAGCAAACGAAAGUAACAAUAGCUGAAGGAUCAGAUCCUAUGGGUCUAAGGGACUCGUUCAAGUCUCUAAUUCUUCAUAAAAACGGUUUAUUCGCCGGCGGUAAAGAUGGUGUACUGCGACAAUUUGAAUAUGAAAAGAGAUUCAAACUCCUUAAAUCUCAACCGGUCGGAAAAAGCAUUAGCAGCUUGUCAUUUAAUACGAAAUAUGAUAAACUAAUAGUUGGAAGUGAUGAAGGAUAUAUAGGAUUAUAUCAGUUCAGUUCGGACCUAAAUAUUAGCGAAAGGUCAGAGACUAUAAUAGACCUUUCGUAUGGACAAUUUGUAGCUGUUGACGUUCUGUACGAUAACGAAACAAACACGGAUAUUUGUAUUACUGCAAGAGAAAAUGGCGAUAUACAAUCGUGGGAUAGUCUGUCUUCAUCUCUGUUAUGCACGCUUAGUUUGGGCUUGCAUAUAUCAGUUGUAUCAUCUAGUCCUCUAUCAUCCUUUGCAGCUGUUGGAACAACUUCCGGUCAUGUUUAUUUUAUAGAUGCUACAAAUCCCAAGUCGUUAAGAGUUGUUCAUUGUACAAGAUUACAUGAUGGAGGAAUAAGACAAUUGACGUUUGAUAAUACUGGAGAUUUAUUACUUUCCGGAUCAGAUGACGGAUUUGUUUAUGUUGUUAAUGCAAGACCAUCAAAAUAUUUUGAAACUAUCGGAUUUAUAGAAUAUCCUGGUAAUGUCGUUGCACUAUCGGCGUUGAAACUACAGAACGAUAGCAUUAAAGUUGCUGUCACUGUCUCGGAUAAUUCAACAGGUGGAGCUACGCGUAUUUGUCAUUUUGUAUUACCAAAUAACAUUCGAAAUAAACCAGAAGAGUAUUACCAAGACCUAAGAUGCCAAUUUGAUAGUAACAAGAUCAGCCUUUUGAAAUUCAAUUUUAAUCCUCCUAUCUAUGGAUUAGCUUUAGUAGAUCCAAAUACAAUUUUCGGUAUUGAUCAAGCGACAAAAAAACUAAUGAAAAUGAAAUUACCGGAUGAACCGCCAAAGAAGGAGAGGAGUAAAGAUUCAUAUUUGCAGGCAGUGGAAACUUAUGCCUGUCACGGUACAACGGGUGGCAGUUUGAAAUUAAGUAGUCACAACAAGUGGCUAUUAAGCUGUGCUCCGGAUGGCAGAAUAAUUGUUAGGAGUAUUGGGGCUCCAGAAAGAAUGAUUGAUCUCCAAGCUCAUGACCUUUUCACUGGAGGAUCGAAAUCUGCUGUGUUUUCCAGUGAUGGUCAUUAUCUAUUUAGUACAGGAAGGGAUGGAGUUCUAAAUUGUUUUACUUGGAGAGUCAUCGAAGGAGGAGAAGGAAGACUAGAGUCUUCGUCUGAAGAGUUAAAACGUAGACAAGGCUCUUUAGCUGGACAAAGGAAUAAGGAAAAUUCAAUUUUGUCAAAUAUACCACAAUACGAAGAAAAAUUUUCAAGGACAACUCCCCCUCCUUCAACAGCUGAGCAACUUGCUAUUGAAGAGGAAGAGAAACUUAAACAAAUUACGGAAGCUAUUGAAAAGGAUCAAAUAUUUGAAACUCCAACCCCUAAACCCGCUGCAGAUGCUACUUGGCUAGAUAGGAAAAAGUUGGAAGCUGUCAGAGUGGAGAAUAAACAGUUUGAAGAUUUAAAGAAAGAUCUUCGGUGUGAGAUACGAGAUAUCCGAAGAAAGUUGCAAGGUAUGAUGAAAGAAAAUGAAAAUGUUCCUGAUAUAGAGCAGUUAAACAGACACGAAUUCGACCUUGACGUAGAAGAACAGGAACGCUUACGCUUGGAAGGAGACGCCGAGGUUCUUAAAAUUCGUCGAGAAAAGGAGCUAGAAAAUUUAGCUAAAAUGUAUUUAGCAGAUAUCAUUAAGAAAGAAUGUUGGGAUGAUAUGAAAGUAAAAGGUCGCGGAAUUACAUCAUUCCACCUGCCUUUGGAAGUAUAUAAUUAUCCUCUUCGAGAGAGAACGGAACAAGAAUUAAAUGAGCUAAGAAUUGUUCAAGAGCAAAGAAGAAUUGAAAUUGCCGAAUAUAAGGAAAGAAAGCUACACGCUGAACACAAGCAAAGCUUAGCGUCUAUAAAUCCCCAACAAGAUGAGGAAGGUGGAGAGGACGAGGAGGAAAUUGGUGAUAAAAUGGCUAUUACAGGUUCCUCCGGAGCCGAAUAUGGAGGAGCUAGCGAAUACUUCUAUUCACAAUUUGACUUACAUAAUAGAGAGCAGAAGAUGAAUCAAAUUGUCCUUCUCAAGGAUGCCAUCUAUCGUAUAAAACAGACUUUCAAUAAAGAAUUUGAUGAAAUUUAUACUAAGAAAGAAACAGAAAUCAGUAAAAUUAAUGAAAAGAAUAAGAGAAUUAAGAAAAUAUUGAGCGAUUUAGAUUUACAUGAAGAAAUCUUUUGUCCCUCAUUUGGUCCCAUAGAGAAGCCUGAACUGCUUUUGACUGUUCAUGACGACGAAAUCAAAGUAGAAAAGUAUCUUACACCCGAACAGAGAAAGAAAAUGGAGCAGGAUAGAAAACUAGAAGAAGAGAGGAGAGCAAGAGAAAGAGCGGAUAAUUGGAGAGAAAGAGGUCUUGAUCAGAUGAUGAAUGGAGUUCUUGAAAUAAGGAAGGAAGACGAAUUAAAGAAGGACGUACCAAGACCAGCUUUCAUGGAUAAAAAAUCCGAAGACGACUGGUCGGAUGAUGAGAAGAGAAUAGCAGAAGAGUAUAAGCAAAAAGUUAUAGCGCUUAACGAAGAAAGAGAGAAAUUUCGAAAGCAAUUAGAUAUGGAAUUAAAGAAACUACAGGCCGCCACUCUAGAAAAUUCUCAGGCGUUUGACGAAACUUUGCAAAAUCUCUUUCAGAGAAAAAUCAAAACGGAGAUGGCUGUUUAUCAAGAGGAAUUAAAAAUUCAAAGAUUACGCUUAUCAAUGUUAGUUGAAGAAGAAUUAAAGCAUAGAGAAAAAGAAUUAUUAGAAUUGCUCAUGAUAAAGAAAGCUAUGCAAACUGAAACUAUCGUAGCUGUACAAGAAUCCAAGAAGAAUGUUGAGGCAUUUAAAGAAACGUUAGAAAAUUUAACCGCGGAAUCUCAAUUAUUAGAUAAGGGUUUCAAAAGAGAGUUUAAUGAUUGUACUGCUCUUCAUCUUGACUUGCUAUCAAAACUCUUUAGAAGAAGACCAAAAGGUCUAAAGGCUGUAAGAACUUCCGAUACACCUAUUUUCGACGUGAAAAGUGGAAAUCCUUAUAGUGGUAGGCCUCCUUCAGCUAGAGAUACUGAUGACAUCGAGAUCCAAGUUGCCCAGGCUAUGAUGGAAUUAGAUAAAAUGUCAAAUGCACCAGAAGGUGUGGAGAAGCCCCUUUGGGAUAGAUUCUGCAGAUAUAGAAGGUCGAAAUAUGGCAGUGAACUAAUAAUCAAAAAGAAAUCUGAAAUCUUAGCCGAAAUGAAUAAAUUUUUACAAAAAAGACAAAAAGAAGAGGACGAAACAAGGGAAGAGAUCGAUAGCAUUACUAGUGCUUUAAAUACACUUAGAGAGGAACGUAUGAGAUUCUCAUGUAAUCUCGAAGUACAAAUAGUCAUGAAGCAAGGUCAAGUUGAAGUUGAUCCUGGAAAUUUUAUACAUAAUUUUAAAGAUUCUAUAUUAGUCCACCGUUCAGUUAUCGAAGAUUUGAAUUUCAAAAUACAGACACUUGGAGAAAGUAAAAUUUCGAGCAUGGUGGAAAGUAAAGAUUUUCGUAAAGGGAUUGCUCAAUUACAAUGGGAACAUAAAAGGAUGCUUAUGCAGACAGAAGAUUUAAAGAAUAAAAUGAAAGAUAUUCAAAACCUGAAAGUUACAAGAGAAGUUCAAACGUUUCUACACUGUGCUGAUUACGACGCUAAGAAACAACAAGAAAUAGCAAUAUUGGAGGAGACUAUUAAUAAGUGUAAGAAGGUAGGUGGCAGUAACCUUUCUUGUUAAAUGAUAAAUAUCAAUCUUUGGUAUAAAAUAACCAUAAAGGAGCACGAGAGACAUUCUGAGGAGAAAAAGAAGAUACUUAAGGAAUUAAGGAAGGCUGCUAUAAAUAAACGGCAGGAAAAUCAAAAUAUGAUUAUUGAUCUUGAAGAAAUGAAUGUGGGAUUGAAUGAAAGGCGUAACAUUCACGAAGUAAAUGCUGACAAGACCGUUGCGGCUGGAGCUCAAAAGAGAUACAAGGCUAUCGUUCAGAGACGAAAAUUAGUCGAUCUGGCAAAGGCCCAAGCCCAAGAAGUUGCCCUCCUACGCGCGGAAGUUGAAAGGUUAAGAAUGAAAACCUUUCCAGCUCUCGUACAAGUUGAACAUUAAAAAUUAUUAUUAUUAUUAUAUGUAUACUUUUAUCGUUUUUUCAUAAAAACAUAAAGAAUGUCCGUCCACUUCUUCAAAUUUAAUUAACAAUACAUCCUAUUCCUAUUUAAUAAAAUUGUCCCUAUUUAUAAUUUCA